Molecule: messenger RNA, 429 nt
Organism: Thelazia callipaeda (thelaziosis nematode)
Lineage: Eukaryota; Metazoa; Nematoda; Chromadorea; Rhabditida; Thelaziidae
Source: the annotation of a GenBank genome assembly
AUGGCACAGUAUUUUGUACGGAAAGAAACUGCUGGAUCAAUUUUUUACAGAGUUACUGGUUUGCUGCGCUCUGGUCAGAUGACGUGGAAAGACAGACCUCUCUGGUAUGAUGUGUAUGUAGCUAAUCCCCCCCAACAUGAGCCUUCAUCAAAUUCAUAUUUUCCUGCUCAAAAAGAAGCCAUCAGGAAAAUAUAUUAUCAGGAGGAUAUUGCAAUAGCACGAUUUUAUAAGCAAUUUCGGUCAGUUGGGGCCAUUAACAUCAGUAAUGAAGAAUCCGAAUCACUGUGUCAGAAAUUCAUCGACCUGUAUGUAACAGUGGAGAAAACAUGGCCCGAAAUGAAUGAAAACCAACACUAUGAAAGAGCUUUGGUAAUGCUUAAUGAUAAUCUCAAAAAACAAGUAAAUACUGCUCAAAAACAAAAAAAGUGA